Messenger RNA from Dissoconium aciculare CBS 342.82, 2004 nucleotides. RefSeq lists its product as uncharacterized. Bases 1 to 2004 code for a protein of 667 amino acids. The transcript has a single exon. The record is from RefSeq and is a predicted model, not a curated record. Lineage: Eukaryota; Fungi; Ascomycota; Dothideomycetes; Mycosphaerellales; Dissoconiaceae.
AUGGACGUGGCAGAAUACACGAACUCUCGAAAGAUCUGUGUUCGAUUCAAUCAUUGGGAAGUGGAAACGAUCGAUGAUCGGUUCUGUGUAAACAUGGGCAGCAUGCUCGGCUGGCCAUUCCAAAAUUUGCCCGACUCUCAGAACUCGAAGCAUUUGGGAGGAACUUUGUCCUUGUCGACAGCAUCGUCGCCGAACUCUAAAUAUCCAGACAAUGAUAUUGAAGACCACCAAAAUGCGCUUGUGCAGAGCAUGGAAGUUGGUCAGUUCGAAAGCCUGGGCACACCAACAACCUCACUGUCUGUUGAUUCGUGCAACGACGAGCAAGCGGAAACCCCAGACUCGACCGAAACGCCAGGUCGAGAUCCUCGUGAUGAGCCCUCGGGCACGAGUCAUGGUAGUGAACCUACAAUAUCGCUCGACAGCAAUGCUCCUAAGUCUUACAGCGAGCCAGCAGUUUGUCAAAAGCCCGAUGUGUCUGAUUCAAUUGCACCUGAAUGGCAGAGGCCUAAUGCCAUUCAUCCAGAACCAUUCACACAACAGAAUGAUCUUAGGAAUGGUGAAGCUGCGCUAGUACAGACGAAUGAACUAUCUACGAAAGGCGCAGUCAUUGGUGGCAUUGACGCAACUAAAUUGCCCAGUGCGACACAAGGUAUGCCAAAAAUGCCCCCAACACAGGCGGCGUCAAUUCAGCGAGACUCUGGUAGCUCUAGGGAUGUCGACCAAAACCCGCAUGCUAAGAGAACGUCGUAUACUGGGGUGGCCAUUCAUAGCCAAGACAUUCUGGUGCUACGAUGGCGUGAUGCUGGACACGACUGGCCGUGGGUACUGGAGCAGCGUCAGAAACAUGGGUUUGAUCGGAAAGAUGCAAAAUCCUUGUCCAAACGCCUUACUAAAGUGAAGAACGCUCUACGGGAUGCUGGAAUGUCUGACAAUAUUCCGCUGCUGGACAAGGUCGCCUCAGGGGACGUUGAGGCAAAGCAAAAAGUGAACGCACUUGUAAAGGCAUCUCGAGGAUCAAAGCACUUGACGAACAAGGGACAACACUUGCGAAGUGGCCCAGUGGAAAGUGGAGGGAUUCCUAUGCUGUCUGGGGCAGGCAAGAUUUCCUGCACUGCCGUCCACAGGAUAGCAGACUCUUUGGAGACUGAGACUGGGCCUUACUCGCGAGCAACAACAGGUGGGAAAACGAUUUUUGCAGAUAUCAACGCUCUCGAAUCGAUCGCUUCAGACACGGAGAAAGACUGUGAUACUUCGACUCGUCAACUGGUUGCCAAAGACGAGAGCCCAGAACCCUCGGAAUUGUGUCCAGAAGACUUCUGCCAUUAUGCUUAUCAGGUCGUACGUCAAGAGCACUACAGCGCCGAUGCAACAAAUGUACAAGAAGCGAUUAAUGCAGGAGACUCUGCUUGGAUGCUCUGCGGAACUUACGAUAGUCUGUGUCGAAGCAACAAGGCCGUCAUCAAGGAGGCGUUGAGACAUGAUCCCGUAAAGCCGGGCUUCGCCGAUGGCCCUGAUUGGACACUUAAGCAUGAGACGAGCGGCGAUGGAGAGCUGAUUUGCACGGUUUUCAACCUUGGCGUAGGGGCGCUUCGUGUACGCACGAAACGUUUUCUGAGAACAUUCUAUGAUGGCAUCCCGCCGAAAUCCAAGAUCGGAUGGUUAUCGAAAAGUGUCUACACUGUACACAAGCAGACUGCCAAGACUGAGGUGGUCGCAGAUGAUCUGUUCGGUGAAGAGACGAAUUCAUACUUCGAAGACGAAAUGGUAGACAACGCCAUCUUCACUUCCGUGUAUAUGGCAAACGAAGUCGCCAUUGAUACUUUCGUCAAAGCCACUUCACAGCACACCACCACGAAGAUAAACGAUGUUCUCGAGGCUAUACAACAAGCCAAGCACAAGCUCACCAAUGAGAUCGACAUGGACGUCGAUCUUUUUGAUCGCGAGCUGGGAUCGAAGCGGGUUCGCGUUCGCAAGCGUGAGUUGCGAGGGCCGAGAAAUAUGUGA